This is a messenger RNA of Pisolithus orientalis, 306 nucleotides long. RefSeq lists its product as uncharacterized. The transcript is spliced from 2 exons. NCBI's taxonomy places the organism in Eukaryota, Fungi, Basidiomycota, Agaricomycetes, Boletales, Pisolithaceae. The record is from RefSeq and is a predicted model, not a curated record. The coding region runs from base 1 to 306 and encodes 101 amino acids.
AUGACGACGCAGAGCUCGAGUACUCUUCACACUUUCUCUGUUAUGCUUCCGCGUACUAUCCUACCUGAGAUGAUUACAGUCUCUGCUAAAAAGGGCGACAGAUUGGAUGUAGUAGCAGAUGCAUGGCACAUGGAGCAUGACUGUCAUUACGGGUGGGAAAUCGGUUUUGCACCUGGUGACGCGGACAUGUCUACCGUUCGUGCUAAGUUAAACCCGGACGGCGAACUUACCAUCGAAGUCCGGCGGCGUCCAUUAGGACAGACUUGUUUACCUCCAACGGGAAUGGGACCUAGGUACAGCCUUUGA